AUGGGGCAUGGAAAUGAACAUGGCCAUGGCCAUGGCCAUGGCAAAAUGGAACUCCCUGACUACAGGAUAUGGAAGGUAGAGGGUACUCCACUAGAGAAGGUCCAGGAAAGGCUGGCCAAACGGGGUCUUAGGGAUCCAUGGGCUCGUAAUGAAGCCUGGAGAUAUAUGGGUGGCUUUGCAAAACCUGUCACCUUAACAGAAGUCUUUACUAGGGGACUCAAGUGGGGAUUUGCAGCUUUCGUCGUAGCUCUUGGCAUCGAAUAUACACUGUUUCCUCCAAAGAAGAAUGGAGGCCAUCACUGAAGAUCCAAUAUGGCAA
Chaetura pelagica (chimney swift) is the source of this 319-nucleotide messenger RNA. It is a transcript of the gene NDUFB3, whose product is annotated as NADH dehydrogenase (ubiquinone) 1 beta subcomplex, 3, 12kDa. The transcript is spliced from 2 exons. Gene Ontology annotation, cellular component: mitochondrion. Bases 1 to 303 code for a protein of 100 amino acids. The record is from RefSeq and is a predicted model, not a curated record. Lineage: Eukaryota; Metazoa; Chordata; Aves; Apodiformes; Apodidae. Gene Ontology annotation, biological process: mitochondrial respiratory chain complex I assembly; electron transport chain.